Molecule: messenger RNA, 1674 nt
Organism: Rhipicephalus sanguineus (brown dog tick)
Lineage: Eukaryota; Metazoa; Arthropoda; Arachnida; Ixodida; Ixodidae
Exons: 2
Source: RefSeq, a predicted model, not a curated record
AUGUCAACGAGCGGAUGCGUGCUUGGCCAGGAUCACCUGGAUAGCGGCGUGCGGUGUCAAUUCCCAAGAACGCUGAAGAGCAUACUUGAGAAGAUAAAGGUCGAGGAAGAAGAAGACACUGCUGCGGCUGAUGGUUUCUUCCAACUGCCAGGGUGCACGCUUCCCUUGUACGACCUUCAGCGGUCGAUCGUUGGCGACGGCUCCGAAGUCACCGACGCCGAGUACGAAUCGAUGUGUUUGGCAAGGAAGCCCACCGUCAUAAAGCAAGACGAGAACCGGUUAAUCCUUCAGGAGGAUCGCCUUCUCUACGGCUACAACGUGUCGGCCAAGGACCUGCGCUGCUCUUACCGAGAAGUGGUGCGUAAUACGAGCUGCCUCAUUCCAGACACAAGCCCAGCCCUCAGUCCUCCCAGACGCCUGGUCUUCGGGCGCCCACUGCACGAGGAAUACGUCCAGGUUACUUGCGAGGUGAGGAAGUCGAAGCUUUUUGUCGAAUAUUUUCUCGUCCCUCAAGGCCGAGAAAGGGCCGCUUCGUACUCGUCGUCUAAAGCCAUCGAAGCUCAAUUGAACAUCCUCAUUUUGGGCAUCGAUUCCACCUCCAGCCUAAACUUCAGGCGCCGCAUGGCGCGGACGAGACACUACCUAAUGGAAGAAAUGGGUGCGUUCGAGUUCCUCGCUUUCAACAAGGUCGGCGACAGCUCGUUUCCGAACCAGAUCUCCCUACUGUCGGGAUUCGCGGCCAGCGAAGUGGAGGAGAUGUUAAAGCGAAGCUACUCCAACAAGGUUCCGCUUCUGUGGAACGUGUACCAGGCGAUGGGUUACACGACGCUGUUCAUGGAGGAGAUGCCCCACUACGGCCUCUUCACUUAUCCCAACCAAACUGGAUUUAAGGUGACGCCAACCGACUAUUACCCAGUCUCCGUUCUACGACUCAUGGACGAAAAAGGAGGAAUAGAACGCUUCUGCAUGGGUUCCCGGCUUAAGACCAAGGUGCUCAUUAAGUAUCUCGGCGACGUGCUGAAGCUGAACGACCACUCGAGAACGUUCUCGUACGUCUGGCUGUCGGACGUGACCCACAAUCACGUCAAAGGCAUAACCAUCCUGGAUGAGCCGCUCUUAGCAUUAUUCAAGGGCCUUUCGAACAGAGGGGUCCUUGACAGCACUGUCGUGCUUCUUCUGAGCGAUCAUGGUGCUCGCUACGGAUCAACCCGCCGUAGCGAGCUCGGAAGGUACGAAGACAAGACGCCCUUUUGCUUUCUGGCGCUCCCGAAGCGCUUCCUCCGCGAACAUCCCGAAGUGGCUGCAAGGCUGGAAACGAAUCAGCGCCGACUCAUCACCGCCUACGAUUUGCACGCGACGCUUCUUAGCCUGUCGUCCUUGCCGUCGUUCUCUGCCACUCGCACUCGCCACGGCCUCAACCUCUUUUCCUUUAUUCCCGCCGACAGGACGUGCGCCAACGCAUCGAUACCUCCGCAGUUCUGCGCCUGUCUCGGCGCUCACAGUGAAAUGCGGGAUAAUUCAGCAGCGCUGGAGUUCGCCCGCUACGCCGUCGCUUACAUGAAUGCCCUCGCCGAGUUCCACUUUCCGGGAAAGUGCCUCGUCUGGCGACUAGACCGUGUACAGAAGUCCUUCGUCAUAACUAACUACCACUCCAGUAACCAGCCCACUAAGCAG